This is a messenger RNA of Eleginops maclovinus (Patagonian blennie), 3018 nucleotides long. RefSeq names its product homer protein homolog 3-like. Gene Ontology annotation, biological process: regulation of store-operated calcium entry; G protein-coupled glutamate receptor signaling pathway. The transcript is spliced from 11 exons. NCBI's taxonomy places the organism in Eukaryota, Metazoa, Chordata, Actinopteri, Perciformes, Eleginopidae. Gene Ontology annotation, cellular component: dendrite; plasma membrane; cytoplasm. The record is from RefSeq and is a predicted model, not a curated record. Gene Ontology annotation, molecular function: G protein-coupled glutamate receptor binding. The coding region runs from base 631 to 1713 and encodes 360 amino acids.
GGAAGCGAGCAAGAGACGAGGAGAGAAGGCACUGCUGCUCACACGCAAGGACAUGGCGAAGGAGAGCGCUGUCGUUGUCGGAGCAACGCAGUCGGAGAAGCAAGACCUUCCACAGGUCAAGGAAGGAGAAGCUGUAGCGGUGCUCGGAGCCUGUGGAGCCAGCAGGUGGUACUCUACCGUCGGCGGAGUCCCACUGUUGAAUGCGUGCAGCCGGCUGGAAGAAAGCUUGUACAACUACAAAGAGGAGAGACCUGAUCAACACUCAGGAGGGCAGACACAGAAAAAGCCUGUUUCCUCUACAACGGAAGAUGGAUAAUCACCGGAACGCAGUAACUUCAGUCGCUGGGGUCAGCAGCUCUGCCUCCGCCGGGUUGUGACUCCUCGGGCUCGGCAGAGGUGAACAGUGAACGCCGGUGGUCUGGACCGGACGGCACGGACACUUUGCGGGCUGCAGCAGCCUGUGUGCGGCGCUUUGCGGUGAAGCCUCCCCCUGGAGAAUAAAGCAUCUGGCAGCUCAGACUGAAAGAAAGAGCAGACUGGGACAGCAGUGCGGAAUUAUUGUGAGAUAAAACAAAGACUCACCAGGGGUCUACACCGAAAUGGGAAAAGAAGCCACAGCCACCUUUUAAGAUGUUUCCUCACCACAGAGAAAGGGAGCAGCCAAUCUUCAGUUCCCGGGCACAUGUAUUCCAGAUCGACCCCGCCACCAAGAGGAACUGGAUCCCGGCCAGCAAACAUGCCGUCACCGUGUCUUUCUUCUAUGAUGCCCACCGUAACGUCUACCGCAUCAUCAGCGUGGGCGGGACCAAGGCGAUCAUCAACUGCUCGGUCACACCCAGCAUGUCGUUUACCAAGACGUCCCAGAAGUUCGGUCAGUGGGCGGACAGCAGGGCGAACACUGUGUACGGUCUGGGUUUCGCUACAGAGCAACAGCUGCACCAGUUCUCAGAGAAGUUUAAGGAGGUGAAAGAUGCAGCUCGACUGGCGAGAGAAAAGUCGCAGGACAAAGAACUGGCCAACACUGCGCUUUCCAUCGCUGCUCCUCAGGACCUCUCGGACGAACUCCAGUCUCCACCGGUGAUGUGUGUGAACGGACCAGAGGACAAGCUGUUCCGCAGCCAGAGUGCAGACAUCACCCUGUCCUCCGAGAAGGAGCGCAUUAAGAAGAUGCUCUCUGAAGGGUCGAUCUGUGAGAUGAACCUGGAAGCCGAGCUCUUCACUCUGCAGGACAGCAACACCAAACUGGUGGCCGCGCUGCAUGAGGCUAAUGCUAACGUGGAGCAGUGGAAGAAACAGCUGGCAGCGUAUCAGGAGGAGACGGACAGACUCAGAGAGCAGUUGGCUGAGAUGGAAGCCCAUGGGGGCCAUGGCCCCAGCGACCUGCUGAAGGACGAGCUGACCCAGUCCCUGGAGGAGCUGGAGGCCCUGCUGAAGGCCAAAGACCAGGAAAUCCACAUUUUGCAAAACAAGAAAGUAGAGUACCACGACCUGGAGCACGACAGGGACGAGGCCAUUCACAGAUUACGGGAGACAGAGAUGCGUAACGCAGAGAUGGAGCGCCGCAUCCAGAACACCGAGCAGACCCUGAGUAACUCUCUGGAGGAACGGGAUCGCAUGGAGUCGGAAAUCCAGAGGGCCAUCGAAAUCCUGGACAUCAAGAUCUUUGACCUCAAUGACCUUCGCCAGAGCCUGGUUAAACUCAUCGACAAAUAAGGGGGGAGAAAAUCCAACCCAAGAAAGAGGAAAAAAGAAACAGUUAACAGGGUUAAAUUUGUCGCGACCAAUGCAGCGGGGAGGAAACAAAACAAGAUGGAGCUGGUCCCUCAAACACGGGCGGCUCCUCGGCUGCAGGAGGGAGAAGCGCAGACACGGUUUGCUUGUCCAAUGUAAUGUAAUGCUUCAUGUUGCUUUCAAGGGUCACGUUCAAUGCAAUAAACCAACUUUAAGGUAAGUGCUUAACGCCGCUAGACAUUUAUUAAGAAUUGGUGCUUGUAGUUUUUCAUAAGUAUGACUUUCGUACAACAAGUGGCGAAGCAGUGUUAUUAUAAAUAAGAGGCCUUGGUUAUUUUUUCAACUGACAGGUAAUAUUUAAACAUCUUUCCAACCAUUAAGGCCAAUAAGUGAAUUCAAACAAAAAAGGGAACAAGACAAAAUGACUAUUAAGAGGUUUGCCUGCAUAUAUUAUAAUAAUGAAUUGUGCUGAGAUAAAUAUGUGUAUGGUCUCGCUUUAAAAUAGCAGCUUUAACGUUGUUUUAUGUGAAAGCUGAGUGAUUCUAGAUAAGAACUUUUCCUGCAAGAAUAAGCAAUGACAUAUUUUUUAAGGUCAGAAAAAUAAGUGUGCUCAUAGUGUUUCAAAUUUUGGUAGGGCACAACUUAACGUCAAGCAUGGAAUCUGGAUAUGGACGCCAAAGAUAAAAUGUUUGCAGCAGAUGAAUCGAUCUAUCAGCAGCGGGUCCUUUAUCACAUCAUCAUUUCAACUCUUAGGAAACCUUUAAGUCUAAGAUAUGUUACCUGUAAGUAGAUAUGAUGCAAUACGUAAUUACACUUAGGAUAAAUGAGACUUUUCCCCAUGACUUAAAUCAAUUGUGAUAUUAAGUAAAGACAAGGAAUAAGUCAUUGUUUAGUAAUAAUAAGUUUAACUGGUCCUGUUUAAAUAAUCAUCCUGUGCAACCAACUACUGACUUAGUAACAAUAGACACACAGAGACAUUUAAGAGACAUUUUCUGCCUUCUCUCACUUCUCAGCACAUUACCUUAAGCUGUGGACAGGAUGCCUCACACCCUGGGUGUGGCAGUACUGUGUUUAAAGUGAAUUUAUUUAAAAAUACAAUGUCUACUCACAGAGUGUUUUAUCACACAGACUGUAUUGUUUAACAUUGUCCAAAAUGCUCUGUUUGUAUUAUUGUUUUCAAGCCUUAUUGUUUGCAAUACAAGAAUAGAUGUUGAUAUUAACGCCAGCUGUGUCUCAAAAUUUGAGCUGAUCAUGAUGUUUUGAAAAUAAAAACAAAGAAUGCAGUCA